AUGUCGUCCACCAGCAACGCCUCCAUUGACAAGUUCAACGGAGACAAUUACGCAACGUGGAGCCGGUACAUGCGCGGUGUGUUUUUGACGAAGUCCGUCUGGCACGUCGUCAACCGUGAAGUGACUCCGACUUUCACCGACCCGCGAGCGUCCGAUGACUACGUCAAGGCAAGCAACGUCGCGUUUGGUAUGAUGCUGCUGCACAUGAACGCGGACUACCAUCAAGUGCUGGACAACUGCGAGGAAGCCUGGGUUGCGUGGACAAGUCUGAAGACGCUGUACGGUGGGUCGCAGAAGGCAGGACGCAUCUACCUCAAGCGACAACUUUUCAGUAUCAAGAUGGCUGAAGGCGCGAACGUCAUGCAUCACUGCAACGAGGUCCUCAACAUCUCCGCCAAGCUUAGCGGCAUCGGUGCGAAGAUGGAAGACGAAGACGUUGCAAUUUGUCUGCUACUCAGUCUUCCGAAGAGCUACGAAAAUGUGGUGCUCAACAUGGAAAUGAGCAGCACCGAGCUUCGCACUCAAGAUGUGGUGAGAGUCCUGACGAAUGAGCAUGCCAAGCGUCAAGGAGAAAAAGGGACAACGACAGCGACUACGGUGAAGGCUGAAGAUGCAAGCAAGGCAUUCAGCGCCGAGCGUGAGCCCUACCAAUGCACGUAUUGUGGCAAGGUGGGACACACGGUGGAUCGUUGCUGGACAAAGCAGAAGAACGAAGGUCGGGGAGCCCGACGCGGCGGCAAUGGUCGUGGACGCGGGGCUAACAAUGUCCAGUGGGGACAUCAUGAUGAAGACAAUGGCUACGAUCGAGUGGCGUUUGCAGUCUCGUUCGAAUGUGGAGUUUCGACGAGCAAGGACGUGUCUGGAAUGUGGGCCGUCGACAGUGGUGCAACGCACCACAUUUGCCACGACAAGACCAAGUUCGCAAAUUUGGCAGAGCGCAAUGAGGGCGAACUCUUGGUGGCUGAUGGCAACAAGGUGGCCAUCAAGGGUGUGGGAACCAUCAUGGAAAAGGUGGUUCUGCCCAACGGUGAAGAGCGUGAGAUCGAAAUCAAGAACGCGCUAUAUGUUCCAAGUAUGAGCAAGAACCUGCUCUCGGUGCCACAGAUUAACAGCCAUGGCAACUUUCAAGUCGUGUUUGACGGGUCCAAGAUGUAUGUGACUCUCAAGAACUCACAGCAAGUGGUGGCGACAGCGGAUCUCGUGGAUGGACUCUACUGGCUUCGGACGACUCAACGAUCAGCGAAUGUGACAACAAGUGGAACCAGUGGUGCCGAUCUACAUGCGAGAAUGGGUCAUGCUCCAGUCGAUGUACUUCGCAAGAUGAUCACGACCAACAUGAUCAAGGAUGUGCGAGUCCCUCUCAAGUCGGGUGGAGCAACUGCAUGUCGAGGAUGUCAACAAGGGAAAAUGGUCCAAAAACCAUUUCCAAGCAACCGAGACAAGCGCAGCUACGAUACGUUUGAGCUACUUCAUCUGGACAUCUGCGGGCCCAUGGAAAAGGAUUCGCUCGGUGGCAGCAAAUAUUUGCUGCUGAUCAUCGACGAAGCCAGUGGAUGCAUGAAGGGCUUUUGUCUACGAGUGAAGUCCGAGAGUGAAGACUACAUCCGGAAAUAUAUCACCAUGGUACAGACGCAAUUCUGUAAGAAAGUCAAGUUCGUGCGUCACGAUGGAGCUCGAGAGUUUGCAACCAACUCUCUCAAGGCGUUCUACCAAGACCAAGGUAUUGAGCAGCAGACCACGGUCCCCAUGCUACAUCAUGCCAAGCUGAACAAGUGUUUCUGGGCCGAAGCAGCGAUGACGGCCAUCUACGUCAAGAAUCGACUGCCGUCACCUAAAGUCGUGCACAAGACCCCGUUUGAGAUCGUCUACAACUUGAAACCAAGCGUCAAGCACAUGCGAACAUUCGGGUGUCAGACAUACAUACUGACGCCUAAAGAGAAUCGACUCAAGUGGGAUCCAAAGGCUCGCGCUGGCAUAUUCGUGGGCUACGAAGAAGUUUCGAAGGCAUAUCGUGUUUAUGACAUCGAGGCGGGGCAGGUGGUUAUCAGCCGCGAUGUCAACUUCGACGAGUCCACCUUUGGACUUCAACUGCCGAUCACUGAUGAAGAUGUCGAUGACCUGGAAUUCGAAUUGCUGGAUCUUGGUGACGAAGAGCUGCGUCAAAUGGAGUACAAGCAAACAGGCAAGCGCAAGAACCGACUCAAUGAUGAAGAUACAGCAGCUCCACGACCGCGUGCAGUGCGUCAACGACCAGGACUAGAAGAGUCAAGCGCGCCGGAAAACAACUCGUCACGACAAGAAGAAGACGAAGAAACGAAGGAUUCUGGUGAUUCAACACCGCCUGUGUUUUGGCGUGCGAGUGCAAAUGCCGUUGAAGCAGCAGUGGACUUAUCAGAGCCCUCAAUAUUUGAAGCAGCAGUAAGCGGCCCUGACCAAGUGCACUGGAGAAAAGCAAUUCAUGCAGAGCUCGAGUCAAUGCGACUUCGCGGUGUGUUUCGUGCAGCCAAGCUGCCCAACGGACAACGCGCCAUUGGCACAAAAUGGGUGUUCAAGAUCAAGCGCAAGGCGGAUGGGUCAAUCGAGAAGUACAAGGCACGACUUGUGGCCAAGGGUUUCCGCCAAAAGUAUGGAAUCGACUACACGGAGACGUUUUCGCCUGUGGUCAAGUAUGUGACGCUGCGAAUGGUGAUCGCAAUUUCCAAGCAUUUUGGAUGGCCCAUCGACCAGCUUGAUGUGGUGACAGCUUUCCUGUAUGGCGUCAUGAAGGAGAAGGUGUUCUGCGUGAUUCCUGAAGGCGUCGAACUUGACAUGUCAGGCUUCGACCCAUGUCUCUACAUCAAGACUUCGGACGGCCAUUGCGUGUUUAUACUGGUCUAUGUGGAUGACGUGUUGGUGACAGGAAGCUCACCCAAGUUGAUUGCACACACCAAGGAAGACCUGAAGACACGCUUCGAGAUGACUGAUAGCGGCAAGUGUGCAUUUGUUCUUGGAAUUGAGCUUUUGAAUGGAGAAGAUGGAAGCGUUACAUUGUGUCAGCGCCGUUAUGUCGAUGAUAUCCUCAAGCGCUUUGGCAUGGAUGAUUGCAAGGCAGUCGCAAGUCCAGUCGACAUGAGCUCUCGACUUGUUUCAAGUGAUGCAACUACCAAGGUCGAUGCUCCUUUUCGCGAAGCUGUUGGUGCGUUGAUGCACCUGACCACUGCAACGCGUCCGGACAUUGCGUUUGCUGUAGGCUAUGUGUCGCGGUUCAUGGAAAAUCCCCAAGAAGAACACUGGGUUGCAGUUGAGCGUAUCUUUCGCUACCUAAAAGGCACCAAGACGCAUGGAAUUUGCUACAAGCCAAGUGCAAGGAUCGACUUCCGUGGAUAUUCGGAUGCGGAUUGGGCUGGUGAUCUUACCGACCGCAAGUCAACAUCGGGGUACACGUUCACGCUACUCGGUGCGCCAGUCAGUUGGGGCAGCAAGAAGCAGCCAAGUGUUUCGUUGUCCACGAGUGAAGCCGAAUACAUCGCACUCAGCUUGGCGAUUCAAGAGGGCAAGUGGAUUCAUCGUCUGCUUUGUGAGAUCGUGAUGGCUGCCAAUGAAGAAGGACCGGAACUCAUGAUUCAUGAAGACAAUCAGUCAUUUAUCAAGAUGACGAAGAACCCAGUCAACCACGGCCGUGCCAAGCACAUUGAUAUCAAGUACCAUCACAUCCGUGAUGAGGUCAAGCGCGGUGAAGUGAAGCUCAAGUACUGUGAAACUGCGGUGAUGUUAGCGGACAUCAUGACGAAGGGACUUCACGGGCCACGCCACAAGGAGAUGACGACGGCUCUCGGGAUUCGUGAGCAUUCGGAUUGA
Molecule: messenger RNA, 3837 nt
Organism: Peronospora matthiolae
Lineage: Eukaryota; Oomycota; Peronosporomycetes; Peronosporales; Peronosporaceae
Source: the annotation of a GenBank genome assembly